AUGCUUCGUUCUGGGGCUUUCCAGUGCUCAAGUAAACUAGUUUUACGCAAUGCGCGCCAUAAGUCUUCUUUUGCAACUGCAUUGGAAACUGCGGCGAGGUUAGUGACCCCCAAAAGUUUACUAAACAACCCGGUGGCUUUAGUUUCUCAAGAGAUGAAUACUCUGGCGAAGAACAUUGUCGCUUUGAUGGGUUCAGGCCAUCCAACUCUAAAUAGAGUCACUGGGUACUAUUUUGAAGCAGAGGGCAAGAAAGUUCGGCCCAUGUUGGUUCUCUUAUUAUCUCGAGCUCUAGCGGAAAUCCCAGUCGAGGAGCGUAAUAGAAUUAAGGUAGAUUAUUCUGAUGUUCCAGAGGAUCCUGUCUACUCCAGUCCUCCUCAAUCAUUGCUAUUCCAACAUCCUGCAAAAAACAUUUCACCACUUCAUAUCUUACAUGGAAUAAAGCCGUUGAAUCCUCUCACCAGAGGACCAGAACCCCUUCCUGAGAAGUUCGACGAGGAGAGAGGUAUUUUACCGAAACAAAGAAGGUUAGCCGAAAUUGUUGAGAUGAUACAUACGGCCUCCCUACUUCACGAUGAUGUCAUUGAUUACUCAGACACUCGCCGAGGCCGAGCCAGUGGUAACGUUGCAUUCACGAACAAGAUGGCAGUCUUGGCUGGAGAUUUCCUCCUCGGUAGGGCAACCGUCUCAAUCUCGAGACUGCGAAACCCUGAAGUCGUGGAACUUGUUUCUAACAGUAUUGCAAAUCUAGUUGAAGGUGAGUUUAUGCAACUGAAGAACCUCGCAACUGACGGUGACGUAUCCACUAUAGCUAAUGGUUCACAAAAAGUUCCACCACCAUCCCAGAAAUUGCUCAACGCUGCGCACGAAUACCGCGUCCCCACCGAAUCAAGUCAAAUAACUCAAGAAGCCAUGAUCACUACAGCAUUCGAAUAUUAUCUUCACAAGACAUAUUUGAAGACUGCUGCUUUAAUUUCAAAAUCAUGUAGAGCAGCUGCAAUAUUAUCAGGGGCUCAGCAACCUGUUGUCGAGGAAUGCUAUAAUUUUGGUAAAAACUUAGGAAUAUGCUUCCAGCUAGUGGACGACAUGUUAGACUUCACAGUAUCGGCUAAUGAUUUAGGGAAACCAGCGGGCGCAGAUUUACAACUUGGGAUUGCGACGGCCCCUGUAUUAUACGCUUGGAAGGAAGACAUAUCUUUGGGCCCUUUGAUACAGCGAAACUUCUCACAACCUGGUGACGCCGAAAGAGCAGCUGAAGCGGUGGUAAACCAUGGUGGUAUCCAUAAAACCCAUGAGCUGGCUGUGGAAUACAGAGAUCGUGCUCUUGCAAAUCUUCGCAAUGCUCUCCCUGAUUCAGAUGCCCGUUCUGCUCUCGAGUUCCUCACUAACAGCAUUCUGACUAGACGGAAAUGA
Molecule: messenger RNA, 1410 nt
Organism: Lachancea dasiensis
Lineage: Eukaryota; Fungi; Ascomycota; Saccharomycetes; Saccharomycetales; Saccharomycetaceae
Source: the annotation of a GenBank genome assembly